GCAGCCCCGGCGCCGCGGCAAGGACUCGGCGGUCUGAAGCGCGGCGGCGGCAGCGGCGGCGGCAGCGGCGUGGGGGGCGCGGGGCGCAGCGGCCGGAGCCCCGGGCCCACCAUGAACCGCUUGGAGCGGGCCGCGCUCCGGCCGCUGGCGCUGCUGCUGCUGCUGCUGCUGCUGCAGCUUCAGCAUCUUGCGGCCGCGGCGGAUCAGCUGCGCGGCGGCCAAGGACCGAUUAAGGAGUGCCAAGAGGACCAGUUCCGGUGUCGGAACGAGCGCUGCAUCCCCUCGGUAUGGAGAUGCGACGAGGACGACGACUGCUCGGACAACAGCGACGAAGACGACUGCCCUAAGAAGACCUGUGCAGACAGUGACUUCACCUGUGACAACGGCCACUGCAUCCCUGAGCGGUGGAAGUGUGAUGGAGAGGAGGAGUGUCCUGAUGGCUCUGACGAGUCUGAGGCCACUUGCCCCAGGCAAGUGUGUCCUGCAGAGAAACUGAGCUGUGGACCUACCAGCCACAAGUGUGUGCCUGCCUCCUGGCGCUGUGACGGGGAGAAGGAUUGCGAGGGUGGAGCAGAUGAAGCUGGCUGUGCUACCUUGUGCGCCCCACAUGAGUUCCAGUGCAGCAACCGCUCGUGCCUGGCCGCGGUGUUCGUGUGCGACGGCGAUGACGACUGUGGUGAUGGUAGCGAUGAGCGCGGCUGCGCGGACCCUGCCUGUGGGCCCCGUGAGUUCCGUUGUGGCGGUGUCGGUGGCGCCUGCAUCCCUGAGCGUUGGGUCUGCGACCGCCAGUUCGACUGUGAGGACCACUCAGAUGAGGCAGCCGAGCUCUGUGGUCGAGCAGGCCUGGGGACCACGUCCGCGCCGGCAGCCUGCUCCCCCACCUCCCAGUUUGCCUGCCGCAGCGGCGAGUGCAUACACCUGGGCUGGCGCUGUGACGGGGACCACGACUGCAAGGACAAGUCAGACGAGGCCGACUGCCCAGUGCUGGGGACCUGCCGUGGGGACGAGUUCCAGUGUGGGGAUGGGACUUGUGUCCUUGCAAUCAAACGCUGCAACCAGGAACAAGACUGUCCAGAUGGGAGUGAUGAAGCUGGCUGCUUACAGGGGCUGAACGAGUGUCUGCAAAACAAUGGAGGCUGUUCCCACAUCUGCACUGAUCUCAAGAUUGGCUUUGAGUGUACCUGUCCAGCGGGCUUCCGGCUUCUGGACCAGAAGACCUGUGGCGACAUUGAUGAGUGUGAGGACCCAGAUGCCUGCAGCCAGAUCUGUGUGAAUUACAAGGGAUACUUUAAGUGCGAGUGUCACCCUGGCUAUGAGAUGGACACAUUGACCAAGAACUGCAAGGCUGUGGCUGGCAAGAGCCCGUCCCUAAUCUUUACCAACCGGCAUGAGGUGCGGAAGAUAGACCUGGUGAAGCGGGACUACUCUCGACUCAUCCCCAUGCUCAAGAAUGUUGUGGCACUAGAUGUGGAAGUUGCAACCAAUCGCAUCUACUGGUGUGACCUCUCCUACCGCAAGAUCUAUAGUGCCUACAUGGACAAGGCCAGUGACCCAGCAGAGCAGGAGGUCCUCAUUGAUGAGCAGCUACACUCUCCAGAAGGCCUGGCAGUGGACUGGGUCCACAAGCACAUCUAUUGGACAGACUCAGGCAAUAAGACCAUCUCAGUGGCCACAGUUGAUGGUGGCCGCAGAUGCACUCUCUUCAGCCGUGACCUCAGUGAACCCCGGGCCAUUGCUGUCGACCCUUUGCGAGGGUUCAUGUAUUGGUCUGACUGGGGGUACCAGGCCAAGAUUGAGAAGUCUGGGCUCAAUGGUGUGGACCGGCAAACACUGGUAUCAGACAAUAUUGAAUGGCCCAACGGAAUCACCCUAGAUCUACUGAACCAGCGAUUGUACUGGGUGGACUCCAAGCUGCACCAGCUAUCCAGCAUUGACUUCAGCGGAAGCAACAGAAAAAUGCUGAUUUUCUCUCCUGACUUCCUAAGCCACCCCUUUGGGAUAGCUGUGUUUGAGGACAAGGUAUUCUGGACAGACCUGGAGAACGAAGCCAUUUUCAGUGCAAAUCGGCUCAAUGGCCUAGAAAUCUCCAUCCUGGCUGAGAACCUCAACAACCCACAUGAUAUUGUCAUCUUCCAUGAACUGAAGCAGCCAAGAGCUGCAGAUGCCUGUGAGCUGAGUGCCCAGCCUAAUGGAGGCUGUGAGUACCUGUGCCUUCCUGCUCCCCAAAUCUCCAGCCAUUCUCCCAAGUACACAUGUGCCUGUCCUGACACCAUGUGGCUGGGCCCAGACAUGAAGAGGUGUUAUCGAGCACCUCAAUCUACCUCAACUACGACGUUAGCCUCUACUACGACGAGAACAGUAGCUGCCAUCACAAGAGCACCUGGGACCACCAUCCACAGCCCCACUUACCAGAAUCACAGCACUGACACACCAAGCCUGGCAGCUGCUGUCCCAAGCUCAGUUAGUGUCCCCAGGGCUCCCAGCAUCAGCCCAUCUACCCCAAGCCCUGCAACCAGCAACCACUCCCAGCAUUAUGGGAAUGAAGGCGGCAAGAUGGGUUCAACAGUUACUGCUGCUGUCAUUGGGAUUAUUGCGCCCAUAGCGGUAAUAGCUCUGUUAUGCAUGAGUGGCUACCUGAUCUGGAGAAACUGGAAGCGGAAGAACACCAAAAGCAUGAAUUUUGACAACCCAGUGUACAGGAAAACAACAGAAGAAGAAGAUGAAGAUGAGCUCCAUAUAGGGAGGACUGCUCAGAUUGGCCAUGUCUAUCCUGCAGCAAUCAGCAGCUUUGAUCGCCCACUGUGGGCAGAGCCCUGUCUUGGGGAGACCAGAGAACUGGAAGACCCAGCCCCUGCCCUCAAGGAGCUUUUUGUCUUGCCGGGGGAACCAAGGUCACAGCUGCACCAACUCCCGAAGAACCCUCUUUCCGAGCUGCCUGUCGUCAAGUGCAAGCGAGUGGCAUUAAGCCUUGAAGAUGAUGGACUGCCCUGAGGAUGGGACCACCCCUUCGUGCCUCAUGGAGCUCGGUCCCAUGCACUACUCUCUCUGGAUGGUGUAUGAUUGGAUGAAUGGGUUUCUACAUAUGGUCUGUGUGAGUGAGUGUGUGGAUGUGUAACUUUUUUWAAUUUAUGUUGCAGAAAGGUAACCACAAAGUUAUGAUGAACUGCAAACAUCCAAAGGAUGUGAGAGUUUUUAUAUGUAUAAUGUUUUAUACACUUUUUAACUCGUUGCACUACCCAUGAGGAAUUCAUGGAAUGGCUACUGCUGAGUGACUAACCUGCUGUACAUAACCAAACAGGGGCCGAUGGUACAGUACCUUACUCAUCAUUUAAAUACUAUAUUUACAGAGGAUGUUUGAUUUGGGGGGAUUUUUUGGGUUUGGGGGUUUUGUUUUUUUGUAAAUACAAUAAUGCUUUGUGGCUAUCCAUCAACAUAAGUAAAAAAGAACAAACACUUCAACUCCCUCCCCCAUUUAGAUUAUUUAUUAACAUAUUUCAAAAAUGACAUUAGUUCCAUAAAACAUUUAGAGAAGUGAAAGUAUUUAUUUUUGGUAUGACUGGCCCACCACACAGACUCUGUGUAUGUGUUUAUGUAUGUGUGAGAGAGAAAUCUGCAGAGAAGAGACACACCUCUAGUUAUUGUUCAAAUACAUAAAAAUAGAUUUAUUUUAAAAUAGUCCACAAGAGGGGUAUCUGUAGUUUUCAGAGAAACCUUUGGAAAUUUGGCUCAGAAAACAGAUACCAAGGUUUGUACAAAUAUGUGGUGUGAAGAGACAGAUCUUUUUACCUCUGGCUAUUCCUGAGACCCUAAUAAACCAGGAAAAGCCUUUCAGCUCAUCUGGGGCUUCUUGUCUGUGGCUAAGGUCAGUGUACAGAUAUUAUACAUAGUGCCAGAAGUGUUCAUGAGUUCAAGAAAGAACAUGCCUAAACCUCAGCAAGUCCUUGUUAAGUUCAGUUCUUUGAGUAAUGUCUUCAGUUUCCUUCAGGACACUGGGGUUGAAUUCAGUAAGCUUCCUCUAAAGCACCCUGAAGGCUGCCAUCCUAACUUAUUUAGCUAAGUGGAGACAUUUUCAGAACAGCCCAUGUUUACUACAGAGACUCACUCAGGCACUGAACUCUGAGACAUGCUGUGGGUGAGGAUAACGGUGGUGGAGUAAGUUUUAUUACAUCUCUGUUUGUUCUUUCCCUUCACUUUCUACCAUUUUCUUUAGGUGGGAAAACAGUUUAAAGAAAUUAGUAGGUUUCUUACCAUCAUUUGGGCAUAGAGAUGAAACUAAAUUUUGGCUUAAAUCAGAAAAGUGGUUAAACCUGAAGUCAUAUUUGAGGGGAAAUGGCAUAUAAAAAAGUACAACAUAUUGGCUAUGUAUGUUCACACAGGGAUUUGGUUUACUAGUUUGUAAAUAAAAGGAAAUACUCUGG
Urocitellus parryii (Arctic ground squirrel) is the source of this 4418-nucleotide messenger RNA. NCBI's taxonomy places the organism in Eukaryota, Metazoa, Chordata, Mammalia, Rodentia, Sciuridae. The record is from RefSeq and is a predicted model, not a curated record.